Messenger RNA from Brassica napus (rape), 3124 nucleotides. RefSeq names its product rRNA 2'-O-methyltransferase fibrillarin 2. Gene Ontology annotation, cellular component: box C/D methylation guide snoRNP complex; nucleolus; small-subunit processome. Gene Ontology annotation, biological process: rRNA methylation; box C/D sno(s)RNA 3'-end processing. NCBI's taxonomy places the organism in Eukaryota, Viridiplantae, Streptophyta, Magnoliopsida, Brassicales, Brassicaceae. Gene Ontology annotation, molecular function: RNA binding; histone H2AQ104 methyltransferase activity; rRNA methyltransferase activity. The record is from RefSeq and is a predicted model, not a curated record. Bases 1757 to 2587 code for a protein of 276 amino acids. The transcript has 6 exons.
AGUUAGUUCAUCACAUACAUGAAUUUGAUGUAACUGCAGCCAACACGAUGUCGUUUAAAUUUUUUUUAUUUUUUUUUAAAAACGAGUCUUCUUCGUCAGUCCUCCAUAACUCCCAUGUGUUCUCUUCAGAUCGCAACUCUCACCAUUUUUGUCAAAGAGAACAACAAUUUGAUUCGACCCAGUUUCAUUGAUCCUCAACUAUUCACACAGUGGAAAGGCUGGUUUGUACGUUUCCGAAUCCGAUAUGUGUCUUGGGUUGUUUGGUGGUCGUCACCUACUUUCACAGCUCCCUCUGAGUUUUCUCAUGUUGCUUCAACGAAGUACACCGGUUUGGAACUGAACAGAUCCGACUUCCAUGAAUAUGUUUCCUCAAUCUCUUAGGGUGUGACCGGUGACCAAAUGAAAAGAAACCUUAUGUUUCUUAAUAUUCCUUAAACAUUUUACCAUUCAUGAGGAAAAAAUAUUCUUUUUCAUUCCUCUUCAUUCCUUUAUUUGUAGAGAAUUAUAGAACAAAUCAAUUCCUUAUUAAUUUUGAUAAAGAACCAUCAUUCCUUAUCAUUCCUAAAAAUUUAUUUUUAUUCAUUCCUUUCCUAUCCGUUCCUAUUGUUCUUAUGAUGGUUACCAGUCACUGGUGCCGUUAGACUAUCUUGGAUAUAUUCUAAACAAUAUAUCAUAUAUCUUGUAUAUAGGAAGUCAAUAUCGAGUAUCUCGUACAAUAUAUAAAGUACUCAUAAAAUCUCGUGUUUGAAUGUUUGAAUGUCUUGUGUUUGGAUAUUUCAUCGUUUGAUAAAUAAUAAUUGCUACGAUAAUGUAACAAUCUCAUAAAAUCAUUGUUGAUCUAUUUGACCAAUUGCAAGCAUAUGCUACUAGUUCAGGCUCAUUGGAAUUGUAUCGCUCUACGCCACGGUCAGAUUCCAUGUCCCCACAUUCCCCAAAUGCACGAGGUAGAGGAUGACCAUGUUUUUGUUAAGACACUCAACGGGGACUCAGUUCUCAAAAACAUUAAGGGUUAAACUAGACUUAUCCAAGGAACUAUCCGACUCUAGAUAGAACGUUAACCUACACAAAUUAAACGCAAAUUAGAAUCGCUACCUCUAAGUCCUACAGAGUCUAUGCCCUAUGUUGAACAUGUCUGCCGAGUUGACCCGAGUACCAAACCCUCUCACUGGGACCAUAUCUUUCAUCAAAUAUAGGAAAACAAUCCUAAUGGCUUUCGUUUUUCAAGAUGCUCCCUUGCAUUACAAGCAAUCCAAAUCCUAGUCAACCGCCUAAUAAAAUUGUUAAUAAAAAAUUGUAUUGAGAUAAAUAGAAACCUUCCAAAUUUAUCGGAAGAGAAAUAGAAGCAUUCCUAUUCCAACUCUAACUCCAAGAGAAGUAUAAAACCUAGUUACCAAUCUCCUCUGCGUUCUCUUUGUGUUUUGUUUCCCUGUCUUUUUCAGCUUCCUUGGCUCUCGCUCUAUAGCAAAGAUGAGAUCUCCCCUAAGAGGUAAGAACCCUAAAAGCCUUUUUUUCUUGUUCCUGAAUCCAGAAUAACUCUGUUUGACCUAUAUUAAAUAGGGUUUUGUUUAAUCUAAACUGGGUGUAUAAAUUUAUAACCUUACCCCUAGCUGACCUGAUUGUUAGGAGACUGUUUUAGUCUUCAAUGCUUUAAUCCAAUAGUUUAAUAGGAGAUUUAAUCAUACGUCUUCUGAUUAGUUUAUUUUCCCUUUAUGCAUAUGGUUAAUGCUCAGGACGUGGAAGAGGUGAAGGAAGUGCCAUGAGAGGCGGUGGAAGAGGUCCCAGAGGAAGAGGUCCCAGAGGAAGAGUGCCCGGAGGAAGAGGCCCUAGAAGUGGGCCCGGAGGAAUGAAGGGAGGAAACAAAGUGAUAGUGACUCCUCACAGACAUGAAGGAGUGUUCAUUGGUAAGGGUAAAGAUGAAGUUAUUCUCACUAAGAACUUGGUUCCUGGUGAAUCCGUUUACAAUGAGAAGAGAAUCUCUGUGCAGAACGAAGAUGGAACUAAGGUUGAAUACAGAGUUUGGAACCCUUUCCGUUCUAAGCUAGCUGCCGCAAUUUUUGGUGGUCUUGAUGACAUUUGGAUCAAACCUGGCGCUAAAGUUCUUUACCUUGGUGCUGCCUCUGGAACCUCUGUAUCUCAUGUCUCUGAUAUUGUUGGACCUGAGGGAUGUGUUUAUGCCGUUGAGUUUUCUCCAAGAAGUGGAAGAGAUUUGGUGAACAUGGCAAAGAAGAGACGUAAUGUGGUUCCAAUCAUUGAAGAUGCUAGACAUCCUGCUAAAUACAGAAUGCUUGUGAGCAUGGUUGAUGUCAUAUUCGCUGAUGUUGCUCAACCAGAUCAGGCUAGGAUAGUAGGUCUCAAUGCAUCUUUCUUUCUCAAAGCUGGAGGUCACUAUAUGAUCUCAAUAAAGGCGAAAUGUAUAGACGCAACAAUGCCAGCAGAAACGGUAUUUUCAAACGAAGUGAAGAAGCUACAAGCGGACGAGUUGAAACCAGCAGAGCAGAUUACUCUUGAGCCUUAUGAGCGUGACCAUGCUUGUGUUGUUGGUGGAUAUCGCAUGCCUAAAAAGCAGAAAACUGCUACUGCUUCUUAAUUAGCCAAUCAGUCUUUUUACUAAUUAGUUUUUGAAUUACAUAUGAUCUCGACGGUAGGAAUUUUAACUUGCAUUUUUGAGUUGGAUUUCAUUUAUAUGCAUUUUUGAGUUGGAUUUCAUUUAUAUGCAUUUUUGAGUUGGAUUUUCAUUUAUAUUUUCUCAUGGUUUUGGUUCUAAUUAAAAUGGAAUUUACUCUGAAGUGAUAAUUUGAUUUAUUUAUUUACAUGAUUGACCUAUAGAAUGAGCCAUUUUCUUCUUCUUGAUUAUCUAUUGUUUUACUUAAAAAUAUAGUCACACUUGAAAAGAAGAAAUACACGUACAUACGCCUCUGUAUUUCUAGAGACAGUGCUGCUUCUAAACCACUGUCUCUCAUGUAUAAUUUUGUUAGUCCUGUAACUGAAGCCUUUUACUAAUCUAUGGUGUUAUCCUUCUGCUAAUUAGUUCUUAGAUUCUUCACCGUCUUACUACUGUGACUCUACCAUCUUUGCUUUAUGUAUUUUCAGGAAUGAAUCAUCUCUCUAUGCCAUUGAGUUUUCU